UCAAUAACUACUCUAUCCUUUUGUCAGAAAAAAAUCCCAUAUCUCCAUUUUUCUCUUCCAAUGGCCACACAUAGAAAAAUGGACAGUGAAGAUCAAGAAACUAUACUGUUCCACUCAUACCCUCCAUGUCCAUACUACGUUCAAAGUCCAUCAACCGUCUCCCAUGCAAAUAGUUCCGACCUAAAAACCCAAAUCAACACUCUCGAAUCCACAUUUCAUUCUCCGUCAAGAUCCGACACCGCGAUUCUCCUGAACAAGAACCCGGAGGCCUCGAGGUUCACUCUCUCCCAUUACUCGUCCUCUCGCGGCUCGAACAACUCGUUCUUGACCGAGAAAAAGAUUAAUGGUGAUCACGAGAAUGGCGUUAACCGUUUGAUCAUCAUCGAUGGGCACGGAAAUGGUAAAGGGGACGAGGACGAUGAUGAGUAUUAUUAUGCGAGGGAAAAUGGGUUAUGGUGGAGAUUUUGCUCGUUUAAGCGAAGUUCUUCUUGUGGUUGGAUUUUUUUGCAACUGAGUUGGAGAUUGCUAGUGAGUUUGGGAGUUGCAUUGCUUGUUUUCUAUAUUGCUACUAAGCCUCCCCCUCCUCAUAUGUCCAUCAAGAUGGCAGGAAUGAGAGAAUUUGGAUUGGGCGAAGGAAUAGACGGGACUGGCGUUACCACCAACAUCUUAACAUGCAAUUUCUCUAUCAAUCUUCUCAUUGACAACAAAUCUAAGCUCUUUGGCCUUCACAUUCACCCUCCUCUUCUUCAACUCUUCUUCAAUCGUCUCCCUUUGGCUAUGUCAAGAGGUUCCAAAUUAUAUGGUGAGAGUCAAAGUAGAACAUUAUUCCAAUUGAAUGUGGGAACCAGAAAUAAACCAUUGUAUGGAGCAGGACGAAACAUGGAGGACAUGCUUGAAUCAGGAAACGGUUUACCCAUUUUAAUUCGGGUCAAAUUAAGCUCUCAUUAUCGGGUCCUUUCAAAUUUCAUCAGACCCGAAUUCCAUCACCAAGCACAAUGUUUGGUAGUCUUAGACAGUAAAUUUGAUAAGAAACAUCCAACUCAAGCUUUCAACAGCACCUGCACCUUCUCUUGAUCCUGCUCAUGUCUUCUUCUAUAUAUAGAGAUUUAAUUUAUUAUUUUGUUUUUGUGCAAUUACUAUAAGAAUAUAUUAUAGUAUAUGACAUUAAUUGUAAGAAUUUUUAAAGUAUUUGUCAAUUAUGUGUUUGUAAGUACUAUUGGCUCUGCAAAUUAAUAUAUUCAAUAUUAUUAUGAUCAUAGUUAAAAUUAA
This is a messenger RNA of Mercurialis annua (annual mercury), 1269 nucleotides long. RefSeq lists its product as uncharacterized. The record is from RefSeq and is a predicted model, not a curated record. Lineage: Eukaryota; Viridiplantae; Streptophyta; Magnoliopsida; Malpighiales; Euphorbiaceae. The transcript has 3 exons. Bases 61 to 1074 code for a protein of 337 amino acids.